Messenger RNA from Gossypium arboreum, 4788 nucleotides. RefSeq names its product pentatricopeptide repeat-containing protein At2g20540-like. Bases 532 to 2334 code for a protein of 600 amino acids. Gene Ontology annotation, biological process: RNA modification. Lineage: Eukaryota; Viridiplantae; Streptophyta; Magnoliopsida; Malvales; Malvaceae. The record is from RefSeq and is a predicted model, not a curated record. Gene Ontology annotation, molecular function: RNA binding; protein binding. The transcript has a single exon.
CACAUUCACGUCCCCUAUCCGGGAAUUAAGGAAUUCAAAUUUUGCGGUACUCUCAUUUUUUUCUUUCCUUGAAUUCGGCUAUGAAUAAUUUCAUUAGUGUCACCAUCAAUGAGAAUCAUUGAUAAUAUAUGUUCGUCCUAGAAGAUUUGACCCACACCACACCCGCAGUUCCAUAAUCCUCCCAAGCAGCCGCCGGCUCCCAUUUUUCAAUAAUCAUAAUAAAAGAAUAAAAUAACAAAGAACAUAACUGUAGCUAUAUAAGAUGGAAAAAGAUCCCAGAAAUCAGAAAACCCUAAACUCAAAGGCAAAUCCUUUGAAAAAGAAUCCACAACCAAACAGUAUAGUCACUUCCAAACCCAAAGUUUUCCACCUAAAUGAGAGAGAGAGGGAGUGUGCCGCAGUGUGUGGGAGCAGGAGAUCGUUCUUGGAGGAUAUCCCGUCGAUGCCAUCGGCUUCUGUCUCCUAGAAGCUCCGGCGCUGCUCGCCUUCAUCUCCUUAAUCUGCUGAAAUUAGCCACACCUUUCUUUCAUAAUGGCUAAAAUUGCCCAAAAGCCUCCUCAUUGGAUUCUUGAAGAGACGUUUAUUUCUCUCAUACAAUCAUGUAAGACCUUAAAACAUCUCCUUCAAAUCCAAACGCAAAUAUUCACUCGUGGCUUUGACCAAAACCAAUACAUUACUCCAAGAUUUACGACGGCAUGUGUGCAACUGAAGCAAAUGGGCAUUGCACAGAAAUUGUUUGAUAGAAAUCCUGACCCAAACACAGCUCUAUGGAAUUCAAUGAUUAAAGGGUAUGCAGAAAAUGGGUUUUAUAAGAAAGUUAUACUCUCGUUUAGUCAAAUGAAACACAUGUCUUUUUCUGCACCCAAUUGCUAUACUUUUCCUAUUGUUCUUAAAUCUUGUUUGAAGUGUAAUGCUUUAAGAGAAGGCGCGGAGGUGCACUGUAUUGUGAUAAAGAGUGGUUUUAAAGGAAACCCUUUCGUGGAAACUUCGUUAAUGGAGAUGUAUUCAGGUUGUAGACUGAUAGGAGCAGCUUAUAGAGUAUUUAAUGAAAUGGUUGACAGGAAUAUUGUUGCUUGGACUUCAAUGAUUAAUGGGUUUAUCUUUUGUCAUGAUUUAGUUAAGGCAAGGUGUCUUUUUGAUUUGGCGCCGCAGCGUGAUAUUGUGUUGUGGAAUACUAUGGUUUCGGGUUAUAUUGGGGUGGGGGAUAUGGUGGAAGCAAGGAAGCUUUUUGAUCAGAUGCCUAAAAAGGAUGUAAUGUCGUGGAAUACAAUUUUGCAGGGCUAUGCAAUUAAUGGGGAUGUUGAGGCUUGUGAGAGGUUGUUUGAAGAGAUUCCUGAGAAGAAUGCUUUCUCGUGGAAUGGAUUGAUAGGAGGGUAUGCAAGGAAUGGGUUUUUCUUGGAGGUUUUGGAUGCUUUCAAGAUGAUGCUAAUUGAUGGUAAUGUUCUUCCUAAUGAUGUUACACUUGUAACUGUGUUAACUGCAUGUGCUAGAUUAGGAGCUUUGGAUUUGGGUAAGUGGGUUCAUGUUUAUGCAGAGAACAAUGGAUAUAAAGGAAAUGUUUAUGUUGGGAAUGCGUUAAUUGAUUUGUAUGCAAAAUGUGGGAUGAUAAAGGAUGCGGUUGAUGUGUUCAAAAGCAUGAGCAAGAAGGAUUUGAUAAGUUGGAACACAAUAAUUGGGGGCUUAGCAAUGCAUGGGCGUGGAGCUGAUGCUUUAGAUCUCUUUUGUCAAAUGAAGAAUAGUGGAGUCAUUCCAGAUGGAAUUACCUUCAUAGGUGUUCUGUGUGCAUGUACGCAUAUGGGUUUAGUUGAAGAUGGCCUUUCAUAUUUCCAGUCUAUGGUAGAGGAUUACUCAAUUGAACCUCAAAUUGAGCAAUAUGGUUGUAUGGUUGACCUUCUAGCCCGAGCUGGCCUUUUAUUACAGGCUCUAGAUUUUGUGAAGAAGAUGCCUAUGGAAGCUGAUGCUGUUAUUUGGGCUGCCUUACUUGGAGCAUCUCGUGUUUACAGAAAUGUUGAAGUUGCUGAAUUAGCUCUUGAACAACUUGAUAAACUUGAGCCAAAAAAUCCUGCUAAUUUUGUCACACUUGCAAACAUAUACGGGGAUCUUGGUAGGUGGAAAGACGUGGCAAGAUUAAAAGUUGCAAUGCGAGACACUGGUUAUAAAAAAGCACCUGGAUGUAGCUCAAUUGAGGUUAAUGACUGUGUAGUUGAGUUUUAUUCCUUAGAUGAGAGGCACCCUGAAACAAAGGAAAUAUAUGGAGCCUUGAGGGGAUUGACUAAACUAUGUAGAUCAUGUGGAUAUAUACCACAUGUUCAAGAGCUUGGAUAUGGGGACUGAGGUGAAAAGAGACAUUGCUGAAUCUAGGAGACUCAUGACAUAUUUCAACAGUCGAGUUAUAAUCCAAUCGCUUUCAACCAAGGAUUCUAGCAUCUAUAUAAGAAGUUCUGGAAUCUAGAAUAAACUGGGUUCAUGGAAAGGUUAAUGCACUAUGCCUGCAACCUGUGUUGUCAGGGGUGCAACGCACUCGAGGUGCUAGAAUCCUUAUAUUGCCUCUGGUGCGAGUUACAGAAAAAGCACUAGCUUGAGUGAAGUAAACUGCAGUAUGUAUGUGUGAGUUUUUCUGUAUCUAUAUGCACGUAUAAAGCAUAAGACAUAUAAUAAACUCCAAAGUGUGGUUUAGUUUAUCUACAAAACAUGCAAUGUUUUUAUUAGUCAAUGUAUGGUUCCUUAUGGUCCAUCCAUAUAUAUGUAUAAAGCAUAAGACAUACAAUAAGCUCUAAAGUGUGGUCUAAUUUAUUUACAAAGCAUGCAAUGUUUUUAUUAGUCAAUAUGUACGGUUCCUUAUGGUCCAUCUAUAAUUGUAUACUCAAAUAUUGAAAAGUAGAGAGCACUUCUUCAAUCCAACAUUCAAUUCAGGCUCGUUCGUGAUAUGCAAAUUAAUAUGAAGAAGUUCAUCUAUCUCAAUGACCUAGCUGCCGGUCAUAGCAAGCACAAAAUCAUCCAAGAGGUUGUUCGGCUUCAAAUAGGAAAUCAUGCUUUUUUGUGAGCCGUCAUUUGGGUGUAUUUCUUCUUUUCCUUGUGUAUCCUUCUGACCACUGAAUUGUGAUUUACAAGAUCGUGAUUGUGGGAAACUUCAUCUUAUUGCUUAUCUUUCUGAAUAGGCACGCGUGAUUUGUCUGGAUUCGUGGACAAAAUUCAUGAAGUUGUUCCUAUGGAUCAACAGCCUGAGUUUCUCCAUAAGCUUUCAGAACUUUACCUUAAGGUUUAUGUAUGAGCAACUUUAGACCAUAGUAAAAAUGGGUCGAAUUGGGCAGGUUAAUGUUCACUGCUUUCUUAAAACCUUUGUCGGUUUCUGCUGCAUUUUCCUUCGAGUAAAGUUGAAGUCUUUUGUUUAAAUGGUUGUGCCUUGUACUGAUUUUGCCAUAUUGCGUGCAACUUAUGGCACGUUCAUUUAUUUGAAAGCUGAUGAUGUAAUGUUCAAUUUUGGUUGGUUUAUACCCCCUUAAACUUUAGGAGAAACAUUGAUAAAAAAAGCUUAUAUUGUGCUAGCUAUUAAUUUCUCUGAAGUAUGUUACUCAAAGAACUUGGUAAAUGAUAUUAAAUUUUCUGGCAAGUUUGAUAGCAGGCUUAUUGCUCCAUAGAUGACAUCUUAGUUUAAACUAUAAACAUUAUUUGCAAGAGAAAUAGAAUUAUCAGUACUUUGGUAUUAUGAUAAGAAGCUUGUCUAAUAAUUGAUGACUAAGCUUGGAUGCAAGAUCAGCACACAUUGCUGCCUUGUAUUUGAUCAGGAUGCACUUGUACAUUCCAAUAAGCUGAAGGUGACAUGUCUCCCUCAAAAAAUAGGUUUAAAUUCUUUCUGCAUUUACAUUGACUUGCUUGGUCACUAGUUUCUUUUAAGUAUAUUUACAUCAGGGCUCAUGGUUUAAGGGCUUGGAUGGUAAUUUAAUUUGGUUGCUUUUCGGCAGGUUUUCUCAAUGCUUCCAGGAUUUAGUGCUAGAUUAAUGCCAAAAGGUAAGAAAAAAGAAAGCCAGGUGAAGAUCAAGCACUACAUAACCAUGAUGGACUCGAUGACUAGUGAAGGCAAUUACAUUCCUGCUUUAUUCAAUUCUUGAGGAAUGUUAUUUUAAAAGGAUCACUACUUUUUCCUAUGGCAUUGAUUGUUUAACAUGCCGCAGAGUUGGAUAGUUCAAAUCCAAAGCUCAUCAAUGUGUCAAGGAUGAUGCAGAUAGCAUGGGGAUGUGGUCGUAUUCAAGAGGUAAUGGAGAUGGGAGUACAAGUGGCUAGCCAAGCUAUGGAGCAAGAUGAAGGGGCUUGAAAUUCCUAAGAGGAAAAUUGAGUUCCUUGUCGUGCAACAAGGAUGCUGAGCACAGGAGCAAGGCCCUCCCUCCCAAGAUCAGGGGAAUGGGAGGCUUGCAGAACUUGAUGAAGCAAAUGGGUCCAGCCAAAGACAUGAUGGGGAUGUUUGGAGGUGGGGACGACUAAUUUUACACUCAAUCAGAUAGCCUACUUAUAAAAUUCAUUCGGCCGCCACGGCUGGACAACCUGGUGAAGACUGAAAGCAUGUGCAGGCUAAUGCAUUUUGGUUAACUUUCCCCUCCUCUAUUUUUGUAUAUAUUUAGAUAAAUGAAAUGGUGGAUUCAAAACUAAAAUGAGUUUUGAAGUGGGGAAAGCUAGGUCUAUAUCAUGUACCCAAGUAAUGAAUUUGACUUGGUUGCAAAGAUCCUGGGUAAAUGUUAAUAUAAUCAAACAAUUUAUUAGUGAAAAAACGAGAUUAGCAGUGGAAAAAAACAA